AUGCACGAGAUCAUCACUGUCCAACUGGGCGAGAAGUCAAAUUAUCUGGCAACCCAUUUCUGGAAUGCGCAAGAAGCGUAUUUUACAUAUUCGGAUCAUGAACAGCCCAUGGUUGAUCAUGACAUCCAUUUCCGAUCAGGUUUGGGAGCCGAUGGUUCAGAGACAUUUACUCCCCGGACGGUCAUUUACGAUUUGAAGGGCGGCUUCGGUACGCUUCGCAAAUUUAAUGCUCUUUACGAGAUUCUAGAUGAUCAACCGACAAAUGGCGUCUGGGACGGUACGCCUUCCACACAGCAACAGCAGCCUAUUGAACCAUCCGAGUACCAAAGAAGCCUCGAGCUAGGCCUUCCCACCCGCCAACUUAGCGCUGCAGACGUGCGGUAUUGGUCCGAUUUCAAUCGUGUGUUCUAUCAUCCACGGUCCAUCGUGCAACUCAACGAGUAUGAAUUGAAUUCUCAGCUCAUGCCCUUUGAGAGCUGGGCGGCAGGUGAAGACUUAUUUCAGAGUCUUGACAAGGAAUUCGACCUGCUCGACCGUGAUAUCCGAUCGUUUGUGGAAGAAUGCGAUCAGAUGCAAGGCUUUCAGCUUUUCUCUGGCGUCGAUGAUGCCUGGGGCGGUUUUGCUGCGAGAUACCUUGAUAACUUAAGAGAUGAGUAUGGAAAGACCAGUAUAUGGGUCUGGGCUAUCGAAGACCAGUCCAGAACCACGAGGCAAAAACAGCUCUUGCGCACAUGUAAUGCUGCGAGAUCGCUGCGCUCGAUCGGCCAGCAGGCGUCCGCUUACGUACGACUUGCUGCCCCUCCUGCAAUCCUUCCAGGGUAUGUGCACCUCCGUGGUGCAUCAGACUGGCUCACAACCGCUCUGCUCUGCGCGGGUAUGGAGUCAUCCACCCUUCCGACCAGGCUCAAUGCUGGUCUUGGUAAGAGAGGGUCUCUGAGCCUGUUGGAGGACACUCUGAACGCCGCGGGUAACCAAUGCCUGUUCGAGCUUCAUGCGAGCAUCACUAGCUCAAUGACUGGAGCCAACGGCACCUUAAAUGGGGGUCCUGCAGAACAACAAAAUGGCCAUGGCGGAGGGGAGACGGCUGAUGCGGCAGAGCCAUCUCAGUUUGAUCUCGACUACAGCCCUGGACUUGCCAGUCCAUUGACGGCAAGGUCCUCUCAUGUUUUCGCCCAAGUUGAAUGCUUACGUGACCAUCUCGAGUCCGAGGUUCGCCCACUGACCCUGAGCCCCGAAGAGAGGCUUCGGAGGAGGCUCAACGAAGAAUCCGUAGUCGAAAUAUUCCAAACCGCACUACAGUUCCCUUUACUGGAUACGUUCCCCAACACACUCUUCCAGACCAGUCGACGAGGACAGCAAGGGUUGGAUAUAUCGACGGCUCUAGUGUGCGACUCAAGGAUGAAAGACCGGGUCCUGGACCUCCGAAACACAACAUCCCGCCUUGUGCCACUGGACGAAAGAGAGUCGCUAUAUAACGACCUCACACAAAUGGCCCAAAGCUACAGCAUUGGGUGGGAGUCUGGUACAGAUUCAGGAGCGGACGAUGAGUGA
Cladophialophora yegresii CBS 114405 is the source of this 1551-nucleotide messenger RNA. RefSeq lists its product as uncharacterized. Lineage: Eukaryota; Fungi; Ascomycota; Eurotiomycetes; Chaetothyriales; Herpotrichiellaceae. The transcript is spliced from 4 exons. Gene Ontology annotation, cellular component: cytoplasm. Gene Ontology annotation, biological process: mitochondrion distribution. The record is from RefSeq and is a predicted model, not a curated record. Bases 1 to 1551 code for a protein of 516 amino acids.